Vanderwaltozyma polyspora DSM 70294 is the source of this 1134-nucleotide messenger RNA. RefSeq names its product Acl4p (gene ACL4). Bases 1 to 1134 code for a protein of 377 amino acids. The transcript has a single exon. Gene Ontology annotation, molecular function: protein binding. Lineage: Eukaryota; Fungi; Ascomycota; Saccharomycetes; Saccharomycetales; Saccharomycetaceae. The record is from RefSeq and is a predicted model, not a curated record.
AUGCAAGAUACUAAGACUGUCGUCGAAGCUGCCAAAAAAUUGAUAGGAGAAGGCAACUCCAAAGAAGCAUUAAAGUUAUUGAAACCAUUCAAGAAAAAUUUGAAAUCUAAUGAUUUGGAAUUGAUUCAAGUUUUUGCAGAUGCAUAUCUAGAUGAAUCUAAUGUCGAGAAAGCUUAUCCUCUUUUGACAAGAUGCUGUGAAAUGGAUCCACAAGGUUUGAAGGGUGGAUCUGAGAAGUUUUUCACUUUAGGUCAAAUUACUGGUGGUCAAGAUGGUGUUAAUAUUUUGUUUCAAGGUAUUACAAAUGUCUCUCAAGAGGCUGGUGAUGUAAUCACCAAGGAACAAACCGAUAAAAUUGUGAAGGGUCUUUUAUCUAUGAUUGAAAUUUGGAUGACUGAUUUAUGUAUGGAACCUAAUGCUGAAAUGCAGUGCGAGGAAUUAAUUCAAAAGGCCUUGGAAAUAUCUGAUAAUAAAUCACCUGAAGCUCUAUCUAUGUUGGGUUCGAUUCGAAUCUCCCAACAAAGAUUCCCUGAGGCCUCUAAUGCAUUUCUAGAAGCUUGGAAGAAUUUCGAAUUGAAGAAACAAGAUAUUGAAGAAAAUCUACAAGAAGCAAGCUUAUCGUCCCACAAAGAAUAUAUAGAAUUACUACAACCUCUACUUUCAUUAGUGAAAAUGUGUAUCGAAAUGGGUUUAUAUGAAGUUUCAUUGAAGAUAAUCAGUGCUAUCAAAGAUAUCGAAGAAGAUAAUUUGGAAAAUUAUUAUUUGGAAGGUUUCUGUUAUUACCUAUUGUGUAAAUUAGAAAUGUUCAAAUCGCAUAACCCAGAAGUUGCUAUAACGGCUGAAAACAUUUAUGAAUUUAAUGAACAUUUCGAAGAAGUCGUAAUUGAUUUAACUUAUCCUGCAUUAACAGAUUUCAUCCAUGAAGCUCGUAUCGCAUUCAGUUUUGCUGCAAAGUCAGGUGAAAGCUGCGAUCCUGAUGAUGAAAUUGCUCAGGAAUUAUAUUCUGGUAGUUUAAGACUAUUAGAAAUAUUAGGGGGGCCAAUUGAUGACAGCGAAUUAUUAAGAUUAAAGAAAGGUGAAAACGUCGAAGAAGCUGACCUUCAAAUAGAAAUUGAAGAAGAUACAAAUGAGUAA